GACCAGCUGUUUGCUAGAAUUGAAAAUACACAAAUAUUAAUUAUUUCAUUUUACGAUUAUUUAAGAAAAAAUGGAAGCUGCACACUACACCCCUCCAGUAGAUGAGCUUCUGCCAGAGCGAGAGAUAUCGUGCACAUAUUCGGGUUGUGGAUCGAUUUUUAAAAAUGUUGGUAAUCUAGAUAUGCACAUGAAACGACAUCAUGGCGUGGAACCAUUGAAAAAGUUUAACUUCGACGGAGCUCACUACUUCUUCCAUUGUCCAAAAGUGCAGUGCGCCUAUCACGAAAAACAUGUAGCUAAAAUGUAUUUCAAAUCAUUAAAAUACCUACGCCAACAUUUUAAAAAAGUGCACAUGGCCAAAACAAUUGUGUGUGAUCGCUGCGGCAAAGCUUUUAUCAGCGCAGGUCAAUUGAAGGUACAUACUGAAAAACUGUGCGGCGUUUUAUUUACUUGCAAUGAGUGCGGAUGGAAUUACAAUAGUAAGGAAGCGUUGUUAACGCACGGCAAACGAAAAGGGCAUAAUGUAAGAGAUUAUCAAUUAAUAAAAAUAAAACAUCCAAAAAUUGAAGCAGAAAAUAAAAGCAAUGAUCGUGAAACACAAACAGAAGAACUCGUAAUAAAACCUGUUGAAAAGAUCGUCAGUACAUCAACUAAUGUAAAAGAAAGCAAUAUGUCACCUGUACGAGAUGUAUCAACGAACACGCAUUCGAAAACAGAAAUUCCAUUACCUCGUCACAUAGAAACCCAAACAGACAGCCUAUUGAUUGACUCAUCACAUCAUACUACAUUAAAUAGUCUAAAUGUCCCAAUAGACAACACACUGAACAGUGGACCAUUGCUACCACCUUCUAAUCACACAUACACACAAACAUAUGAUGACCUCUUCACCGACUCUUUGCUUUGUUUUUCUGAUAUUCAAACGCAAACAAAUUGGUCCAGUUUUCCUGACGCUGUAACUGAUUCCCCAACCGUUGAAGAAAUUUCUAGGCAUCCAUAUAACGCACAUAAUAUAGGCACAUGUACACGUUGUGCCUCUGAUGAAUUGUUGGUAUCCACGGAAACACAAACUAGUUUCACCCAAUGCUUACUUGAAUCGCGCACAGCUAACGGCGAUACUGAGGUUGGCAACUUUAGUAAUCUUUAUCAAACACAGCAUACUCAAACCUGCGACAUGUUGCUAGGUGCACUAUUUGGUGCACAGGAAAGUGAUCUUAUUGGUGGUUUUCAGUCAACUUAUACGCAAACAUGAUGGUUUGACUUGGACUUACAUGCCUUUGGCGAAGGAGAUGAGGGAGGAAGCUAGUAGGAAAAAGAAUUCUGAAACUUUUGGAUCGUUUAGGACGUAAUAUUUAAAUUAAAAAAAUUUUUGUCUAAAACUUCACUUAAUUAUUUAAAA
Molecule: messenger RNA, 1396 nt
Organism: Ceratitis capitata (Mediterranean fruit fly)
Lineage: Eukaryota; Metazoa; Arthropoda; Insecta; Diptera; Tephritidae
Product: ATM interactor
Exons: 2
Coding region: 71-1249 (392 amino acids)
Biological process (GO): regulation of transcription by RNA polymerase II
Cellular component (GO): nucleus
Molecular function (GO): DNA-binding transcription factor activity, RNA polymerase II-specific; transcription cis-regulatory region binding
Source: RefSeq, a predicted model, not a curated record